CCCGCCUCCCGGAAGCCCCGACCAGUCUUAGCCUGCGGGUCAGGUUUGAGAGAUGGGCCGUUUGGGUAACGUUGUUGAUUAAGUAUCCCCAGUUCUGCUGUCGGGAGAAGCGAGUUGGGGGAAGCCAGGUUAGAUCUCGGCCCAGGGAGCGACGGGACUUGCGGGCCCUCGGGAAUCUCCACCCUCUCCGGCUCCGGGGCCUCCUUCUCCCAGGCCUACGUUUGCGUGGACCGACUCAGGUUGCUGCCACCGACAUCCCUUUGCCUGGAGCUUGAAUUGGAGGAAAACAUCUAUCAUCUUGUGCCAAGAUGUCAGGGAUUGGAAAUAAAAGAAUGGCUGGAGAGCCAGGCACUUCUGCGCCUCCGGAGAAGAAGGCAGCUGUUGAAGAUUCAGGGACCACAGUGGAAACGAUUAAACUCGGAGGUGUCUCUUCAACGGAGGAUUCAGACAUUCGAACACUGCAAACCAAAAAUCGCAAGCUGGCGGAAAUGCUGGACCAGCGGCAGACCAUCGAAGACGAGCUCCGGGAGCACAUUGAGAAGCUGGAGCGAAGACAGGCCACUGACGAUGCCUCGCUGCUGAUUGUCAACCGCUACUGGAGUCAGUUUGAUGAAAACAUCCGCAUCAUCCUUAAACGGUACGACCUGGAGCAGAGUUUGGGGGACCUGCUCACAGAGCGGAAAGCCCUGGUCGUGCCGGAGCCCGAACCGGACUCGGACAGCAACCAGGAGCGGAAGGACGACCGAGACAGGGGGGAAGGCCAAGAGCCAGCUUUCUCUUUCCUUGCUACUUUGGCCAGCAGUUCCAGUGAAGAAAUAGAAUCUCAGCUGCAGGAGCGUGUGGAGUCCUCCCGCCGAGCUGUGUCCCAGAUUGUGACUGUUUAUGACAAGCUGCGAGAGAAAGUGGAGCUGCUGUCCCGGAAGCUAAAUGGUGGAGAUACCCUGAUAGUGGAGGAAGCAGUGCAGGAGCUGAACUCCUUCCUCACGCAAGAGAAUAUGAGGCUGCAGGAAUUGACAGACCUCCUUCAGGAGAAGCAUCACACCAUGUCUCAGGAGUUCUCCAAGUUGCAGAGUAAAGUGGAGACGGCCGAGUCACGGGUGUCUGUCCUAGAGUCCAUGAUCGACGACCUGCAGUGGGAUAUUGACAAAAUUCGGAAGAGGGAACAGCGACUCAACCGACACUUAGCGGAAGUCCUAGAACGGGUGAAUUCGAAAGGUUACAAGGUCUAUGGGGCAGGGAGCAGUCUCUAUGGCGGCACGAUCACCAUCAACGCGCGGAAGUUUGAGGAGAUGAAUGCGGAGCUUGAGGAGAACAAAGAGUUGGCUCAGAACCGCCACUGUGAGCUGGAGAAGCUGCGGCAAGACUUGGACGAGGUCACGGCCCAAAACGAGAAGCUGAAGGUGGAACUGCGGAGCGCAGUGGAGGAAGUGGUUAAGGAAACUCCGGAGUAUCGCUGCAUGCAGUCACAGUUCUCUGUCCUCUACAACGAGAGCCUGCAGUUGAAAGCGCACUUGGAUGAGGCUCGGACCCUGCUCCAUGGCACCAGGGGGACCCACCAGCGCCAGGUGGAGCUCAUCGAGCGAGAUGAGGUUAGUCUUCAUAAGAAGCUGAGGACCGAAGUGAUCCAGCUAGAAGACACCCUGGCCCAGGUCCGCAAGGAGUAUGAGAUGCUGAGGAUAGAGUUUGAGCAGACCCUUGCUGCCAAUGAACAAGCAGGCCCCAUAAACCGGGAGAUGCGCCAUCUCAUCAGCAGCCUCCAGAAUCACAAUCACCAGCUGAAAGGGGAGGUCUUAAGGUAUAAGCGGAAGCUGAGAGAAGCCCAGUCUGACCUGAAUAAGACACGCCUGCGCAGUGGCAGUGCCCUCCUGCAGUCUCAGUCCAGCACUGAGGACCCCAAGGACGAGCCCGUAGAGGUCAAACCGGAUCCCGAGGACUCCUCUGCCCAGGCCUCUGCAGCGAAGGCUUCUCAGGAGGAAGUCAAUGAAAUUAAGUCCAAACGGGACGAGGAAGAGCGAGAACGAGAAAGGAGGGAGAAAGAGAGGGAGCGAGAAAGAGAGCGGGAGAAGGAAAAGGAGCGAGAACGAGAGAAGCAGAAACUGAAAGAGUCAGAGAAAGAGAGAGAUUCUGCUAAGGAAAAAGAGAAAGGGAAACAUGACGAUGGAAGGAAAAAGGAAGCAGAAAUCAUCAAACAACUGAAGAUUGAACUCAAGAAGGCGCAGGAGAGCCAGAAGGAGAUGAAGCUGUUGCUGGACAUGUACCGCUCCGCCCCGAAGGAACAGAGGGACAAAGUUCAGCUAAUGGCCGCCGAGAAGAAGUCAAAGGCAGAGUUGGAAGAUCUAAGGCAGAGACUCAAGGAUCUAGAGGAUAAGGAGAAAAAGGAGAACAAGAAGAUGGCUGAUGAGGAUGCCUUGAGGAAGAUCCGGGCAGUGGAGGAGCAGAUAGAGUACCUGCAGAAGAAGCUGGCCAUGGCCAAGCAGGAGGAGGAAGCUCUCCUCUCUGAGAUGGAUGUCACAGGCCAGGCCUUUGAAGACAUGCAGGAGCAAAAUAUCCGUUUGAUGCAGCAGCUGCGAGAGAAGGAUGAUGCGAAUUUCAAGCUCAUGUCAGAACGUAUCAAGUCCAAUCAGAUCCAUAAGUUACUGAAAGAAGAGAAGGAGGAGCUGGCUGACCAGGUGUUGACUCUGAAGACUCAGGUUGAUGCCCAGUUACAGGUAGUAAGGAAAUUGGAAGAGAAGGAACAUCUGUUACAAAGCAACAUCGGCACCGGGGAGAAGGAGCUGGGUCUGAGGACCCAAGCCUUAGAGAUGAACAAACGCAAGGCGAUGGAGGCAGCGCAGCUUGCAGAUGACCUCAAAGCACAGUUGGAGUUGGCGCAGAAGAAGUUACAUGAUUUUCAGGAUGAGAUUGUGGAGAACAGUGUCACCAAGGAAAAGGACAUGUUUAAUUUUAAACGAGCCCAGGAGGACAUCUCUAGACUGCGGAGGAAGCUGGAGACCACAAAGAAACCAGAUAAUGUGCCCAAGUGCGAUGAGAUUCUGAUGGAGGAGAUUAAGGAUUACAAGGCACGCCUGACCUGUCCUUGCUGCAACAUGCGGAAAAAGGAUGCUGUACUUACCAAGUGUUUCCAUGUGUUCUGCUUCGAGUGUGUCAAGACGCGCUAUGACACCCGCCAGCGCAAAUGUCCCAAGUGUAACGCUGCUUUUGGUGCCAACGAUUUCCACCGCAUCUACAUCGGUUGAUCCAGGCCAGAAGAAGAGGAGGGGCCGGCUCGACAGGCGCUUCCUCAUUAACCAUCAAACCUCUACCUCUUCCCUCCCUGACCGUCACUCACAGGGCACUUUGUCAACCACCUGUCCUUCACAGACUUGACCUCUAGAUUCUCGAGUAGCUAGAUGAUGUCAGGGGGCGGGACUGAUAAAUGCAAGUCUUAGGUUAUAGGAUGAACUAGAAACAAACAGCUCUUACUUGUCUCCCCACCAGCCUUUCGUCUCCAGGCUCUCUGUAAAACCUUGGAUUGCCCAUUUCACCUGCAGGAGUGGAGGUGGUGUUUUUGGCCUGGAGAAGGGACUAGGGAACCGAUGAGCCACGUGGCUGUUUGGGGAAGGGUUGCAUGUGUGAUCUUUUAGACAUAAGCUGUCGAUGGGCACAGGCUUUUCUUGAUUUAGAUAACAAACUUUUUUGUAGACUUGGGUCAGGAUGUUACAGUUGUACUGUUCUUUCCUGGAUGGUUUGAAGCCUUAAUGAAAUUAUUUCCGGGAUGAUGCAGUUCAUUUUUUAUUCACUAGCCAAGUAACUUACUGAGGUCAGCUGGCCUCCUUGUUGAAGUAAUCUAGGUUUUGAAUGUUCUGCUCAUUAAAUUCUUUAAAUUUCUUGAGGCAGGUUAAUUUCAGAUACUGUAGUCCCUUUUAUCUCCAAAUGAAAUGAAGAUCGUAGAGGGUGGGGGCACAGUACUGAGACUAUAAAGGGGGCUACUGGGUACUCUGGGGGUGCGAUUCAGAGAGCCUGGGGGGGCUAUGUAUUUCUCUCAGCCUCCACAGAGGUCGUUCUGGUCCCUGUUUUCCGGAAGAUUCCCUGUAAUCUCCUUGUAAAACUUUAUAUUCCUCAAGCUUCAAAUAAAGAAGGAUUCAAUUUG
Molecule: messenger RNA, 4129 nt
Organism: Artibeus jamaicensis (Jamaican fruit-eating bat)
Lineage: Eukaryota; Metazoa; Chordata; Mammalia; Chiroptera; Phyllostomidae
Gene: RNF20
Product: ring finger protein 20
Exons: 21
Coding region: 309-3236 (975 amino acids)
Cellular component (GO): nucleus; HULC complex
Molecular function (GO): ubiquitin protein ligase activity; metal ion binding
Source: RefSeq, a predicted model, not a curated record